Molecule: messenger RNA, 733 nt
Organism: Notechis scutatus (mainland tiger snake)
Lineage: Eukaryota; Metazoa; Chordata; Lepidosauria; Squamata; Elapidae
Source: RefSeq, a predicted model, not a curated record
CUCCUGCUUUCCAGCCUGGUACCUCAACCUCUGGACCAAACUGGCUUUCUUUCUCUAAUGGGAGAUCUUCCAUCUCCAUCCAUCGACCCACCACUGACUGUCUCCUUCUUUUCUUCGUUUCCCCUCUAAAUUAAUGUCUUUCUUCACUGGGGGGAUCCCAGAGAUUUGAAUGGGGUUCCUGAAUUGGGGUGGGGGGCAUCCAGUGGGGAGGAGCAACGGGACAGGGGCGUUGAUCCAUCUUUCUCCUGCCCCCCCCCCCCCCCCCAGCUUAGAUCUUUCGGAGCUGGCCAAGGCGGCGAAGAAGAAGUUGCAGGCGCUAAGCAACCACCUUUUCGAAGAGCUCGCGAUGGACGUCUACGACGAAGUGGAUCGCCGCGAAAACGACGCCGUCUGGCUGACCACGCAGAACCACAGCACUCUGGUGACGGAGCGCAGCGCUGUGCCCUUCCUGCCGGUGAAUCCCGAAUAUUCAGCCACACGGAAUCAGGGACGGCAGAAGCUGGCCCGUUUCAACGCCCGGGAGUUUGCCACCCUCAUCAUCGACAUCCUGAGCGAAGCCAAACGGCGCCAGCAGGGCAAAGGUCUGACCAGCCCCACUGAGGCCUUCGACUCCUCCGUCCACGGGACCAGCGACUUGGACGACCAACACGACUACGACAGCGUGGCCUCCGACGAGGACACCGACCAGGAGCCCCUGCGAAGUGCCAACGCUGCGCGCAACAACCGUGCUCGG